UUUUUGUUCAAAAGUAGUGGCGGUGCCUACAGUAAUGUGCCCAGACACAUCGAGUUGAAAUAGCGUCGUAUGAAAACAAUUUCCCGUGUGUAAUUUUUAGAUGGAAGACAUGCUAAAAUAGACAUUUUAUACAGAGAAUAUGUAGAUCUAGAUCUUGUUAUUAGAUAUAGAAUAUAAGAGUUUCAAAGAUGGAGUGAGUAGAAACAGCAGAUUGUAUGUGUAAAGACUUAAACACAACACCGUUUUAACAUUUAAGUCUUUACAGAAAGAUGUCAAGAAAAUCUAAGAGUUUUAAUUUACCGUUAAAGAACAUUACAACCUCUCUGAAUUCUAGCACAAUGUCCUACACUAAUGAAUCAGGAUUCUCAAGCUUGACAAAUUCUCCUAUGUCUAAUCUUGCUUUUAACCUUAGCGAGCUGUCAACUGGAAAAGCAACUCCAAGACUGAGAAGAAAAUUGUCAUUAAAUUGUGUGGAUACUCCGCCUAGUGACGUGAAAGCUUCUUCAGCAGAAUCAGGUUCUUUUCCUGAUUCCCCUCUGGGCGACUCGCCAACACUUGAGAGUUUGAGCAUCAGGCGGUACACUUCGACUUAUCACCCUGACAUUCCACUUGAAGCCAUUUCUAUCAAGAAGAAGACUAUAGCAUUCAGACGAUUUAGUUCAGAACCACUUCCAGCGCUACGACUAGACAGCCCAACUGACUUUUUAGACAAAGAUGACCAUGGCAAUGAUGAAAAUGUUAGUCAAGAACAGUAUGAUAGUCUCAGUGAAUACAGGAACCCAGUUUUUUCAGAUGAAACUAUGUCACAGGAUAGUGGACUUGGAUUUGAUACUGAUAAGAGAUGCUCUGUAUCCAGUUUUGAAGAUGUAUCUUCCUGUCUGUCUUCACCUCCUAGGAAGUUAGGUUCAGCUUCAAGUUUUGAUGAUGGAGCAUCUACAUCCUCUUCUACAUCUUCUCUGAAUCAGUUGGAUGCUCUGCCAUCAUUGGAGGAUCUUUGGAAUGACUCUCCUAGUUUUAAAGCCCCUAAAGGUAAGCCACCCAAACGUUCCAGAAGUCUGACAGAAGACAAACACUUCAGUGAGGACACCUGUUCACCCAUCAAGUACUCUCCAGUUAAAUCCCCAUCACAGACUGAGCCAUCAUUUGCUAAGGCUUUAUUUACAAAGGAAAAGGAGGGAUCAAGUGAAUCCAUGGAAGAAGAUACAAAGUUAAAGUCAGAUGAUGGUUUUCAAGAAAUAUUUGAGUUUGAAGAUUUGAAAAGUGAGGCCAAUGAUCAAGUACCAUCUCUGAUCAGUGCGACACUCUUAUACAGACCAUCCAAACUCAAGGAGCGACCAUCUGAGGAUACCCAGAUGGUUUGUACAAGUGUUAAUUUAUUCACAGAUGCAUUCCAAAGUGAUACUCCUUCUAGUCGUCCAAUAAUUAGCAGGCGAGGUUUGAAUAGGUCGCAAUCAUUGGAUAUUAGACCUCGUCCUUCUUUUAAGCGUGUGGACCCCCCUAAUGAUGGAGCUACACCUGUUCAAAGUAAACGUUUUAGAGGUGAAACUGACACAACCUUUCGGACAGAAGACAAAGAAGAAACCAAUCAAUCUUUGGUUCCAUGUGCCAGAAGACUACAUAGAUGUCACUCGGAGACUGAAGCUAUGAUCAAAUCUGCAGUGUCUCGAAUGUACUUGGAACCAAACCUCAUUGGAGACUGCUCUAAACCUUAUUGCUUACCAACAGUCAAGGGCGGCAAACAUGAAGAUCUCAAGUCCAUCACUCCUGAAACGUUAAUGAGGCUGUUAGUGAAUGAGUUUGCUGAGGAAGUGGGAGAAUUCCACAUAAUAGAUUGUCGUUACCCCUAUGAAUAUGAAGGAGGUCACAUUCGUAAUGCUGUAAAUAUCUACACCAAAGAUGCUGUGGUUGAAAAGUAUCUCAAAACACCUAAAACUGCUAAAGAUUCACAAAAAAGAAUGAUUCUUAUUUUCCACUGUGAGUUCUCUUCAGAGAGAGGCCCAAGGCUAUUCAGGUUUCUAAGAAGUCAAGAUCGUGAAUCUAAUAAAGAAUGUUAUCCCUAUCUUCAUUACCCUGAAAUCUAUUUACUGGAAGGUGGAUACAAAAGUUUUUUUGAAAACUAUUCUCACUUGUGUGAGCCCAGAGAAUACAAGACAAUGUUUGACAAGAACCACUCAGAAGACUUGAGAAAGUUUAGAGCCACUUGCAAGUCUUGGUCUGAAGAUAAGCCUCAAAGAAAUGGAGUCCGAAAUUUAAAGUUUUAAUGUUAGUAUAGCACAUUUAAUAGAGUAUUGUCUUUUUGAGAUCUCAUCAUGGGCUGUUGUAUUUCUAUGUCAAUAGUUGAAGUUCAAAAUUAUCAGAGCUCUCCUAUUUAUGGAAAGCUUAUCUCUCAAAGCAAGAUCAUAAUACUUAUAAAGGUUGUAUAUAUUAAACAGUAAGAUCAUAUUAAGUGUUACAUAUCAAAAAGCUCUUGCUUCAUUCCUGUAUUACUGAAAUGAUAUCAGAUUUUUAAUAAAAAAAAUAAAUUAUGAGCACAUUGGGACUAUUAAUUUUUCUGGAACUGUUUGAUCUGGGUUGCACAUAAAUCUGCCUAUUUUGAAGCCAUAUUAUUUUAUUGAGACAUUUCAUGGGACCAGUAUUUGUUGCAUUUGAUAUGAUUCAUGUGAUUUAUACCCUGUUCAUAUAUACUAACUUCUUUAUGAACACUGUUUAUUUUACAUAGCCCAUGUGGAGAACGAGAGUGCUAGAGUCAUGAGUGGUUAUUUAAGUGUGGGUGUGUUGGUGUAAGUGGUUUGUCUUGUUCUGAAGAAGAUAUUUAUUGUCAAGUUCGAUGUACACACAUGUUCAUUUAGAAUGGGCAAUGCUUGCUUGUGUAGCUGGUCCAACUUUUAGAAAUGAUUGAGUGUAAAAAAAAAAAGGUAUUUUAGUCAAUGACAACUUUGAGCCAAGUGUGAUAACUCGAAUGAAUGUUUGAGGUGUCUGUCUAAGUUUUAAAAUAUUUUUAGAUUGUAUCAUUUAUUGAAGAGCUCAAUAUAUUGGAAAGUUUUAUUCUAUAUAUUUGAAACAAAUAAAAUUUAAAACUAAAAAUAAUUGAAUUCUUUUUAAUUUUCUGUUUUAAAUUCAGUUUUUAGUUGAAAAUUAUUGUAACAGAUUUUUAAAAUGUUAUUUUGUUUGUUUUAAUUUAAUUACUGUAUUUUUCAAGUUUCUAUUUUUAUGUGCUCAGAUGUCUUAAAAAAACAAAACAGUACCAGUUAGAAUUGAAGUGUUGUGUAAGUCCUUGCUUUGUGCCAAUACAUGUAUUUACCUAUAAGUAUACCAGAUUUGUUGUGACAAUUCUGUAUCUUGCUCUAUUACAAUGCUCUACAAAUGCCAUUCUGUUCAUUAAGGAACAGAAUCCAAUUAAAAUGUAUAGAUGAUUGACUGAUAUACAUCUUUCCCAUCAGAGCCACACAAUUUAUUUUGUUUAAAUUAACUUUAUUUUUUUAUUUGUAAAUUUUGUAAAAAAAAAAUAAAAAAAUGUAUAUGCAUGGCUUCUAUUCUCAUGGACUUCAGCUUAGAAAACGUGUGUGAGUGUUGGUUUCUCAUUCUGUCCUACAGCUUAACCAGAUCUAGUUUUGAAAUCAAAGUAUUGACUGUCACAAAGUGUCAGUGAAGAAUCUGUUUUCAAGUUCUAUAUUAUUUACAGCUUGUCAAGUCCUAGUUAUGGCAAUGACUUGGCCAUGAAUGUUAUCCCAUGUUUCCUACAGAUCCAUACAUUUUGUUGUUUUGUCAUUGUGGGAACUCUUCCACUUACUUGUAGUUCACUUGAAAUGUAAUCCUUAGUCUGGGGGUUAAUGUAUUUCUUUAUGAAAGGGUCAAGUUAAACUUCAUUUUGUGCAGAUUUGUAUAUUAUUUUUGCUUCUUUUCUCUUUUAGUGUCAAGUAACAAUUAGUAGUGAAUAAAUUCUGGAUUUUAAAA
This is a messenger RNA of Biomphalaria glabrata, 3954 nucleotides long. Its product is annotated as M-phase inducer phosphatase-like. Gene Ontology annotation, biological process: protein dephosphorylation; positive regulation of G2/M transition of mitotic cell cycle; positive regulation of G2/MI transition of meiotic cell cycle. Bases 270 to 2261 code for a protein of 663 amino acids. NCBI's taxonomy places the organism in Eukaryota, Metazoa, Mollusca, Gastropoda, Planorbidae. The transcript is spliced from 18 exons. Gene Ontology annotation, molecular function: protein tyrosine phosphatase activity. The record is from RefSeq and is a predicted model, not a curated record. Gene Ontology annotation, cellular component: cytoplasm; nucleus.